AUGCUGGGCCGGGCACUAAUCAACAAGUAUGGAUUUUUAAUUCAUCCUAGGAGAUUUGUACAUUUAAACGAUAAGUCCCUUGAUGGAACAUUUAUACUACCUUCGAAGAAAAAUCAUAUGUAUGAUGUUCCAACUAAUGAUCCAAGCGGUAUCCUGAAUGCCUCGGAUAUCGAUAGAAUCAAUAAUUUGCCAUUUUUCGAUAACACCAGUCCGACAAAAGAGACAAAUACUAAGGAAGGAGCAUUGUUGAGCGAAAAAUUGGCCAGCGUUAAAGAAUUAUUUGGAGAAGACCCUGAAAAUCCUUCGUUUAUCAAUUACAGAUUCCCCAGAGGUUUAGAGAAUCCCUAUUUUGACAUUCAAGUAAAUCAGCUAAAGAAAAAACGAUUAUCCGUCACACAAUUAUGCACUACGCAGAAUUGGUGCGAGUUAAGGAAUUUUUACGACUUUUAUUCUCAAAAUUUGUCUAACCAACUACUGAACUUAAAAUUUCAGGUGCAGAAAGGUAAAAAGAUUCAUAAAUCACUAGAGGACGAAACGCAUCCUGAAUUAAAUCAGUAUAAAAGCUUUACCCACAAUUUCCUUGCACUGACAAAAUUAUCUAUGGAUAUUGAUAAUGAUAUGGAUGCCCUGCUAGAUAACUGGUUCAACUCUAUCAAUAGAUUGGUCUCUUUAUUCACCAAAGGUGACGGUCAUGCAAGAGAAAUAGUUUGUCAUGGCUUCAUUAACUUAGAAGAUGGCAAACUGGUGGAGCAUUUGCUGAACAGUGAUAGCAAGACAAAGGAAAAUGUGAUUAUAUCAGGUGUUAUUGACCACUUAACUCUUAGAAAUAGGCACAAUCAUCAAGUACAGAAAGGUGCAGCUCAUCUUGAUACGGAAUAUCAGAGCUGGGGUAAUAUCCUCACUAAUUUACUAUCAAAUCUAAAAGAACUGAAGUCGAAUAACGAGAUUGUUAUCUCUGAUAUCAAAACUAGGUCAGUACCAAAAAUACCAUCUAUUGAGUCCGUUAUAGAAUCCUCUAAAUUACAGACAAUGUAUUAUAAGUUUUUUUUUUCCCACCUUAGUCAAGACAUGACACAAACCUACCAUAGCUUUUUAAUCAAUGCCCAGAGAAGAGGACUCGACGUUGAUGCGCCCAUAAAUCCUACCAAGAUUUUAACAUUCAUACUAACAAACCCACUCUUCGCUAAUGAUGUGAAGAACCUCCUGUACGGACUACCGAUAAAUCAUUCUGCUUUCGAUAACGACGCCAAAGGCUCUAAUACAUUUGAUAUGACCGCGUUCAAUGAUUUGCUGGAUAGAGGUCCCACAUCUUUUAACGUUCCGAUUGAGCAAGACGAAGAUAGUUCGGAGUCAACAAAAUGUGUAUCUUUGCGAGAUUAUGGACAUUUUUAUACGAAAUGGAAGACACCUCUAACUUUGAAAUACUUUGCGGCAAGGUUAUCACAGAUCUAUUUUAUUGUGGGUAAUCUCGUUUCGAAUGAUUUAAUGAUAGAAUAUUAUUACCAUAACGAUAAUUUCCACAAUAUCAUCUUCCCAUAUGAUCCCUUGAAACUGGGAACCCAUGCCCAUGAUUCUGCAAUGGUUUGGUUUGGUGGCAGAGAUAUGCAUCCAAUUGAGCCUACUCAAAAAAACUUCAACACAUACUGUAAGUUUUGUGACUACAGACACGUUUGUUCUUGGAAAAAUAAAAAUGAAUUGAAACUUAUUGAUCUAGGGAAAGAAUUAAAAAAAAUUAUUCUUGAAUCAAGUAUGAAGUAG
This is a messenger RNA of Saccharomyces cerevisiae S288C, 1758 nucleotides long. RefSeq names its product Exo5p (gene EXO5). Gene Ontology annotation, biological process: interstrand cross-link repair. The transcript has a single exon. The coding region runs from base 1 to 1758 and encodes 585 amino acids. Gene Ontology annotation, cellular component: mitochondrion. Gene Ontology annotation, molecular function: single-stranded DNA 5'-3' DNA exonuclease activity. NCBI's taxonomy places the organism in Eukaryota, Fungi, Ascomycota, Saccharomycetes, Saccharomycetales, Saccharomycetaceae. The record is from RefSeq and is marked reviewed.